Messenger RNA from Miniopterus natalensis, 990 nucleotides. The record is from RefSeq and is a predicted model, not a curated record. NCBI's taxonomy places the organism in Eukaryota, Metazoa, Chordata, Mammalia, Chiroptera, Miniopteridae.
AUGAUUGAGAGCCUUGUUCAGCAUAAUUCCUCCAGGCGUCACUACGUCCACGUGGAGCUGCGCCUCUGUUCACGGCGGGGGCCGUCAGCCCAUGGAGCGGGCGACAAGGGCGGGGGCGGUGACGGUGCGCAGCGGCCACGUGAAGUGGGGAUCACGCACGUUGGGGACCAAGCGCCCCGGGCCCUCACCCACAGCGGGGACCUGCAGGCCGUGAGCCUGGCGCUGGACUCGACCCCAGACGUCUUUGUCAUGCAGGUGCUGCUGGAAGACACUGGGGAGAUGUUCACAGUGACAAACUGCCGCAGCGACAUGACUGUGCGAGAGCUCAAAGAGGAGCUGGACCUGAUUGUCGGCAUCCCCUUGAACCUGCAUCGGCUCCAGUACCUGGACCAAGGAGUUUUGAUGGAUGACACUACCCUGAAGUUCCAUGAUGUCAUUCCCGGUGGAAUUAUUUCAUUAUGUGUCUGGCGUUAUGAUGGAUGGACGGACCUGGUUUUGGCGGCUGUGGAAGGGGAUACCAGUAAGCUCUCCUGCCUCGGCGUGACUGAAGACUCUCUGCACCUAACUGCAAACCUGCACUAUUUGGGAAAGAAGCAGUGGAAGAAAUGGGUGCAUCAGCGAGCGUUUGUGGCGCUGUACAUCGCCUCGCACAGGGGCCAUGCCGACGUGGUGCAGUACCUUCUAGAACAUGGAGCUGACUGUUUCGGCCGAUCCCCCAUGGGCAGGACACCCCUGCAUGUGGCCACAGCCAUGGGCCAGUCGGACUGUAUAAGCCUCCUCCUCCUCCACGGGGCCUCCAUCCAUGCCAAGGAUGCCAAAGGGAUGACCCCCAAGACCAUCGCCCACCAGCUGAACCGCAGGCAGGAUGAGCAGCGAAUGCCAGUCCUGCUGGACGACAAAGUCCCAAAGGGCCUGACGGACUUGAACUUGAACAAGGCUUUUCAGGGAGGAAAGUCUGGGUCUGGCUCCAAGGAGAUGAACACAACUUAG